CGAAAAAGCACCAUGAUGGAGAGGGGCUYUCGUUAUUUCAAAUUUCCCUCUCGUUCAAAUCCCAAAUCCAAGCAGACUUUCAUUCACGGUUUGCUCCCAAAAUGCUUGGAUCGCACAGCGAUUGUAAUGAGUUUCCGUAUCUUGGGUGAUCGAAAUAAAACGAAUUGUUUUUGGGGAAUCGAGCAAGGUGUCAUUCAAUACGAUUUGGCGUUCCAAAAAAGGGCGCUGAGAGGGUGUGCGUUUUUUCAUUCGCCCUCGAGUGGUCAGCAUAUCUACGUAAGCCGUAAUGGCGAUCAAGAUGGCCAUUGCCAACUAAACCUAAAGGUUCUUCGAUAUUCUGAAGGCCCAAGACACUGAGAACUGUGUGUUCUUUAUGGAAGAAAUUCGACUAAGUUCUGGCCUUGUUGAUUUGARUAAUACGAGAAAGCUGGAUCGAACCGAUGUUCUCGUCAAGAAAGAACCAGGAAUCGACGGAAUGUUUGAAGGGAAAAACAUCCAUUCUUCACCGAUAGAUGGCAAGCUACUUUGUAGCUACAGCGAAAAACUUUGCAAGCAAAGAAGAUUGAAUGGCUACGCUUUCUGUAUCCGUCAUGUUUUAGAGGACAAAAAUGCCCCGUUUAAACAGUGCCAGUACGUUGCUAAAUACAAUGGACAACAGUGUACGAACCCUAUACCUUUUCCCGAGGAUAGAAUAUAUUGUAAUAGUCAUUUACAAGUUCUAGGUCUAGUUCCGAAGAAAACUAGACGGAAAAAAGCGAGUGAAAGCCAUGAUCAUGUCGACAAAGAAUCGACAGUAAACUCCAUGCGUGAUACCCCGACUCGAGCAGAUGUCUCUUCGAUUCAUAGCUCUCAAGACAUGGCUUUCGUCUCGCCUGUAACUCUACCACAUCGACACAAGAAACACAAGACUCGACCUCCUAAAAUACACCCAGAUAUUCCCGCUAUUACUGAGUUAAAAGCCUGUUUGGAAAUGUCGAAACGCGACCGAGAAGAUUUAUUCAGUAGCUACGGAAUUGACAGCUCUGACAGUGAUAGUAGUGAUAAUGAGAGUAUUCCAUGGCAACAAGUGUGGCUGCCCAAUGACAGCCACCUUAAUGGUACAACAUCUACUGAAAAUGAAUGUAUAACAGAUAGCCCAAAAAACAUGAUGGAGUCAAGAACAGCUAAGAUCUCUAGACUAAGUGCAAGGCUAAGGAGAGAACUUCACCAAUUAAAACGUACAUUAAGAGCCCACCGUUACCACCACCCACGAUUACUAUCAACAGCUACUGCGCUACUAAAAGCAGCACAAACAGAUGUGCCUGCAUCUGUGGAUUCAGUGGUUGAAAACACAAGAAUGAGAAGUUCUCCUCCAACAUGUGUUGUCAAGAAGUGUGCUUUUGUCUCUGAUGGUGUAGCUUGCAUACAGAAUGCAAUGCCUUACACUAAAUUCUGCAGUAACCACAUCAUUAAUGAUUCAGUUCAAGUGCUGUAUUCUCAGUGCACUGCAAAAUGGCCUGGAGGUUUACAGUGCUCAGUCCCUGUCUUUGAUAUUGUUCAUGAAAGAGCACUUUGUGAAGAGCAUGCGAGAAAAAAGGAUAAGUUUCAGGAAGCUCAAGCAGCAGCAGCAGCAGAGUCAAGCAAACAACAAACCAAGAAACCAAGAAAAAAGCCACAAUCUAAAACCACCACUGCUGAAACCAAAACUACCGUCAAACAGGCUAAAAAGUCAUCCAACAAAAAACCCACUCCAAGGCCCAGUAAGUCAAGACCUGCUAAAGACUUGGCUAAAUCAAGCCCUCUUAAUAGUACAUUCAGUCCGAGUAGUACUACUCCUGUGUUUUCUCCUUCAUUAGACAUGCAGAUGUCAUCAGACUAUUCACAUACUAGUGAGCAAUCCCCUGAAUCUCCAAAACUGGGAGACUUGUCACAGUUUGAUUCAUCUCUUUUUGAGCCGCAACAACAGGAUCAUUUGUUACUGCCAGAAAUGUGUGACGAGGAUCUUUCAAAUAAUUUAUCUACUUUGCCAAAUGGUGUUUCACCAGAGGAAAAGCUAUUCGACAUUGAUAUAAAGAAGAACGGCUCUGAAAAGACAGGCAUUUGGUUGCCUUCUUCAGUACGAACUUCUGUUAUUACCCCAACAGAAAAUCACAAAAGUGACUCUUUACUCAAUUCCAAUCAUUUGGUUUCACCUGUGAAAGCUGUGGUGAAUAAAUCAAAAAUAUCACUCUUAAACAGUCACAAAAAGAUAAACAAAGUUACAAAAACUAAAAAGGUAACAAAGACCAAGCCAUUGAAUUCUGUGGGAGGAGGAAUCCUCUCCCCGACACUAUUGCAACAUAGUACUCUGAGUAACGGAUGUAAAGGAAUGUCCAAUCACAUGACAUUAAUCGAUGACCCAAUGUUUUCAUCACCACAAGAAAUCUUGGGUGGAAGUGACAUUAAAUCUCAUGGAAAUGGAUUACCUUCUGAACAAUUAUCGCAUUCUGAAAUGACUAUGGAAUCGGCCUUGUCGUCUCCACAAAAAUCAUGGCACUCUGUUAAUUCCACCAAUGGCAAUACUUACACAUCACCUCUUAAUUCCCAGAACAGCCUCUCUAGGAUUGGGACAUCUCCAUUCUCUCAGGCGUCACUCUCUUCACUGUCACCUCAUCUUUCUCCUCAUUCAUCACAUAGCAAUGUCUUUACAUUUGAUCGUACACCUCAUUAUCAACAGAGUAACAUUUUAUCGCCAACUUUAAGUCCAGUCAGCCCAUCAUAUCUUCAAAAUAACUCAGUUAAACAUUCAGUGUACCAACAACGGGAUCUUGAUCCAUCAAGAAGUGACGACCCCUUUCUCACUUCAGUAGAGGAUCAGCUGUUACUUGGAUCUCACUUUCAUCAGAAUUCAGACACUUCUCUAGGAGAUUUGAGAUUAAGAUGAACUUGAUGAUUUAUCUAGUAUUUAAAGGUGGUCAUCAUUGGAAAUCUCCAUGCAAAAAAGGAUAAAAAGUUUUUGUUUGCCCACUUUCAUUUUCUUAGUUGAGUGAUUGUCACACAGUAGUAAAAUCAGUCCAAUGUUCUUGACAACUGUUGCCAAGCAACAGCAGAAAAAUGGUGAAAAAUUGAGAAUAAUCAAGUAGGUAAUAAUAACCUCUCAAGGGAAUGUACAAGAAAAAACGUCUGCACAGGCAGGCUAGGGCAUGGACACCAGGUGCAACUGUUAUAUAUGGUGCUGCAAACAAAACAAAAAAAAGAAAGUCGUACCAUUUGUUCACUUCAACAUGUACAAUGUUCUGCAUAUACAAUAUUCUACAUAAUACACUAUUGCCAGCAAUUUCAAAAGAAUUUCAUCAUGUAGCUACGCCUCCAACAUUACUGGAAACGGCAGUUGGAUGUUGGCAAAAGACUGCUGGCAAGAAUUUGGAAGCAUUCCUUGAUUGACAAUUGUGUUAAAAGAAAAAGUUUCUUUCCCUGACAUCCCUUGAAAAACCUUGAGAAUGUCACUCACAACUGUUUCACCAUGUGUCCAUGUCUUAGCAAAGAUUUUAUUUAGGGAAGGUAUGUUUUUAUCAGAAGGGAGGGGGGCUGGGUGGUUUGCAGUAAACUCUUUUAAAACAAUUGUAGGACUCCCUCUAUCUUUCCUUAAGAAAUUCAUGAUCUUCCCAUUAAGUCAACAUACAAAAGCUUUAAUCAAAAUAAAAAGGUUUGACGCACCAAAAUAUUGAUGACACCACCCCCCUGAAGUCCCAGCACUCAGCGAAUAAAAAAAUGUACCUUCCCUCAAUCAAUUWGAGCGUGUGUGUGAGGAAACUGCUUUGCUUUACAUCACUCAACUUGAACAUUAACAGUGGGUUAUUAAGAGUUAAAGUAAUUAAUGAAGAAUAAAAUUCUUCAUUCUAGCUAAUUUUCUUGUCAUAAAUCGGAGUCUUUCAAAAGACAUGUUUAGCAAGAUUCCUCCUAUGAGACAUAGAUUAACUUAAACAUAUUUUAGUAUUAUUACUAAGGGCUAAUGAUGUAAUUAAUAUUAUUCUUUGCUGGUCACAUGACCAUUACCAGAAAUUGUUAAUUUUUAAUUUUGUAGAUUUUUAGCCCAAAUGAGAGGCUUGUUUAGUUUUGUGCAAGCCUGGUUUUAAUAAACAAUUUUAAACAAAGCAACA
This is a messenger RNA of Actinia tenebrosa (Australian red waratah sea anemone), 4118 nucleotides long. RefSeq lists its product as uncharacterized. The record is from RefSeq and is a predicted model, not a curated record. NCBI's taxonomy places the organism in Eukaryota, Metazoa, Cnidaria, Anthozoa, Actiniaria, Actiniidae. Gene Ontology annotation, cellular component: nucleus.